This is a messenger RNA of Cherax quadricarinatus, 853 nucleotides long. The record is from RefSeq and is a predicted model, not a curated record. Lineage: Eukaryota; Metazoa; Arthropoda; Malacostraca; Decapoda; Parastacidae.
AGCACUGUUGAGGAUAAUUGUAAGUACUACAGUCAAUUCAUUUCCAGCUGACUUUUGUAAAAGCAAAUUUUGUAGAGAUCUAAAUGUUAUUAAAAAACUGCAUAUAGCAUAGUAAGAAAUUGACAAGUUCAAGAAAUUGAAAUCAGGAUAAUUUGAGGUGAAACUCAUAUAUUCUGGAAGUUCAGGACAGUACUCUGAGUUAUUAGAAACCAUGUCACUAAGAAGGAAUAGUAGUGGAGGAACACCAGGUGCAUCACGGGUCAGACAGGCUUUUAAGAGUCCUUUCAGAGUGGCUGGGUCCACAGACCCAAAUGCAAAUAACACUUCACCUAAUAAGAAAGAUUCUGAGGAAAUCAGCAGUGUAAAUAAAGAGACAAAUAUUUUUACUAUAGGUUGCAGUGAUAGAGUGGUGGCAGAUAGAAUGAACCAAACACCACCUCAGUUACAGUCAAAGCUAAUCAUUGCAAAUAGCUUAACUCCCAAGAGAAUUACAAUAGGCAGGUCACCAUCUCUUUUAAGUUCUUGCCGCAGAAGAGUAGCACAGCAUUUUAGUGUUCCUUUCCGGACUCCAAGCAAGAACACACUUUCUCAGAAUUUGUUACCUCCAGAAAAUCAGUUGGCCCAGCUUUGUGAAAAAGAAAGUGAGUUGGAUGAAGAAAUAGCUUCUUUGAAAAAUUGCGGUUAUAAGAUUGAAGAACUUCAGUGUCAUAUAGAAAAUCUUCAUCAAUAUAAUGAGAUAAAAGAUGCAGCACAGCUUGUUAUGGGCAGACUGGCAGAACUGGAAGGGGUAACAACAAAAGAAAUACAUGAAAGGUAUGGUGUUCUACUAUGGAUAGGAAGGACUGGUUUAUAG